Messenger RNA from Coregonus clupeaformis (lake whitefish), 2059 nucleotides. RefSeq lists its product as uncharacterized. Gene Ontology annotation, cellular component: membrane. NCBI's taxonomy places the organism in Eukaryota, Metazoa, Chordata, Actinopteri, Salmoniformes, Salmonidae. Gene Ontology annotation, biological process: cell adhesion. The coding region runs from base 127 to 1167 and encodes 346 amino acids. The transcript has 8 exons. The record is from RefSeq and is a predicted model, not a curated record.
CACAAGUUGCACUUUAUCCGUCCCGUCCUGCUCACGGUAAGAGGAAAUCCUAAACUGGUCUGGUCCACUGGUGCUCCCCUUCUCUCUCGCUCACACACACUGGACGCUCACACAAACAGGAGGAGAAUGGCAGUAGCAGCAUCCACACAGAGAAUAAAUGAGACCCACAAAAUGCUGGUAUUCACUUUGCUUCUCAUCACCACCCCCUUUCACGGUGGUGUAGUUGCACAAGAUGAGAGUGAAUCAGAUGUUGUCACUGGGCCCACACAGCCAGUGGAUAUUGCUGAAUUAAUUCGUGGAGACGACAUUGACACCACACAACCGGCAGAUGAAGAAGCAGAUACAUCCCAAGUCCAGAUCAUUGUAUACCCCAGUAUUCCUGGCCUGGAUCAGUCAGGCAUCUUACAUGACACCACAGCAGCUCCAGUCACCAAGGGGGUAGUGGAGACCACAGACGUGGGGGAGGCCACAGUGGAGGCUGGUGAAGCAGCAACCACAGACCCAGACGACGACCAGGAGACCCAGGCUCCCCAGCAGAUUCUGACCUCCCAGUCCAGUGACACUGUGCUCAUCCCAGAGGCUGAUGUGAUGUGUGUUGAUAAAGAAGCUGUCCAGGACAGAGAUGCAGUGAGUCUGAAACUCAAGGCCUCAUCCAGCUGUGAGGAGACCAGGUCUAAAAUUGAGAGUGUGUUGGAGCACCUGUGUGGGGAUGACUGUAAACUGGAGGUCUACCAGGAGGACAACUCCAAUGAAAUCCUGAUCUCUGGCCAAUGCAUAGAAGCUGAUGCCAAAGGAAUGGCUGAGAAGUUCAACAAUGACAACAUAAAAGACAAGAUUGAUUUUGAGGAGGCCGUUCCUCGCUGGGGGAAGAAAUCCAAGCUGGUACUGGUCUCCCUGCUGCUCACUGGACUGCUCCUGGCUAUUCUGCUCAUCGCAGGCUACUACCUGAAAACCCACCGCCCACCACCCAAGGGAGCGAGACUGGCUGAAGAGGGUUUCAAGGUGGAUGAGGAGUACCAGGCCAACACCCUGGUGUCUGUGGCCCCUCUGCAAUCACAGGUGCCCCUGUGCAAGCCCACCAGCAAUGGGGAGUUUCCUGAGAGCCAGCCACCCCCCAACAACGGCCAACCCGCCACCCAGACCCCCGUUGCUGACACUGAGAUGUGAACGAGCUCUGAAUUACAUCCCCACCGCCCCAUUCUCAUUCCUCGUGCUCCCCAUCAUCACCACAUUCCCAAUCCCUCUCCCCUCAUAGUGUACCUGGGGAUACAAGACUGACACUAAACACCCAUUCAAUAUCCAAGCCCACCUCACCCUACCCCAUCCAACCCCUGACUCCCAGGAUGAUGACAAUGAUGAAGCUGAUUACUAUGACGAUGAUGACAAUGCCUGUAAUGUGAAGAGAAGAGAUUGUGAUCACUGGCCUCUAUUAGGUUUCAGUGGUGGUAGAGAAGGAGCCUAAAUGCUUAGUUUGAGGGACUAGACAGCCGGUUCAGAGAUUGCAUUCCAAAAACUAUAAUCGCUGCAAAAAAUGAACAAGAAAUCACCAAAAUUGACAGUUUGUGUUGCUGUUUCCAAAUUCUAGUAUGAAGCACAGUAUAUGCAAGCUCUUAGUCUUGCAGAUCUCAAAUGGACUCAUUUUAACCAAAAGGGUCAUCGUAGUUUAAAGUAUUGCUUGGUUAAUUUGUGUUUAUGAUCUUGUGUGAUCGUUUGCUUGAAUCGCCUGUUUGAGGUAAGAAAUUACAUUUGGGUAACAGAAGUGGAGAAAGAGUAAUACAUGGAAAUUAUUUGAACCAUUGAAGAGAUUUGAAUAGGCUGCUUUUAAAUAAGUAUCAAUAUGAUUGGCUAGUGCAGAGAUCAGAGUUCAAGCCUGUUGCCUUUUAUCAAGGCCUAUCAUAAUAGUUGUGUGAGAUGGGCUGCCGUAUGUUUGUUUCAUAAUUCUGUAGGCCUACUCUAAGUCGGAAAUAGGAAUAACUUUGUAGCUGUUUCUGAUUAAUAAACAACGCUGGUAGGCCUACACUCUUAGAAGAAAAGGUGCUAUCUAGAACCUAAAAGGGUU